GCGGAAGUCAACAAAGGAGGCAGGGAGUGUAGCGACCGGAACCUUCCUGAUGUUUGGUACUUUUUAGACAUUUUAUAAUGUAUUUUUUAAGCGGAAACAUAGAGGAAGCCUCAGAUCGAAUGAAGAUAAAAGUAUUAAUUUACUGAGAGACGAUUUUUAGCUGCUUAAUCUGAAGAAGAACAAAUUUUAAUAAUGGAUAAAGACAAUUAUGGAGCCUCAAAAGUGAACGUGUUUCUUGUUUUGACUUACGGCAUUUUGUUUUCUGCUGGGAAACUCCCAUUACUACAGACAGACUGAUAGGGUCAGCUGCCCACAUCAAGAAAAGGAAAGUCCAUAGUUUCAGUGUCCCAGCAGGACAAACCUGUUCAACUGUCAACAAGGUGUUUGUUUUGCUGUUCAUCUUUAUAAAAAGACAAAUUAUGCACUUUGCCAUUAAGUCUCGAAGAGGACCACAUGUUCCCAUUGGCCACAAUGCUCCAAAGGAGCUGAAACAAGUAAUUGAAGCCAAAUUGUGCGAGGUCCAGAAAAUCCACUUUGAGCCCCGUCUGUUGUCCCCAGCUGAUGACCGACUAACACAGAGACGACAGUCUGGUUCUGAUGACUAUCUGUACAGGAUGAAAGCACUAGACGCUGUCCGGGACACUGAUUUUCCUUUCCGUGAACUGGGUGGCACUCCCACCGCUGUGACGGGAAAAACAUUUCGGACCUGGCUGCUGCAGCUGCGAAAUUCCCACUGCAUGCUUAGAGACAAGCAGAGCUCUCUGAUAGACACAGUGUUAGAUGGCUACAACAAAGCACGCCAUGGGGCCGAGGCUUUUGGAGAAGCAGAGUUCAUCAAGUACCAGGAAGCUCUAACUGAGCUAGCCGCUAUCGUGAAGUCUCGCGGCAGCACACUGAGCCAACACCACCAGACUGCAGCCAGAGACCUGACCGGCACCACCGAGCCCAGCAGCCCUUCCUCCUGCUCCUCGUCCCCCACCCAAACCACCUACCUCACAUCUGCAGCGCAGCAGCGCAGCAAGAGGCCCAGGAACUUCCUGGAGCUGAAGAACUUCAAAGAUAACUACAACACGCUAGACAGCACGCUCUGAAAUUAUUAUGGAUCUGUUCAAAGGAAAAAGUUUUAAGUUAUAUACUACUGUCUGUAAUCCCAGUGCCUCGCUCACUGUCACCUGACAGUAUCAGAUUAAACACACUGCCUUCUUAUUAUGACGUGCACUGCAGAACACUGCAUAUCAGACUACUGAUUCAAACACUGCUAUUUGCCUACGUGUGGCACCUUUUCUAUUACUGCAUGUAAACUGUAAGUGCUAGAAUAUAACUGAUAGUAAGCAGGGUUGACUUGACCAAAACAAAAAAAAUUAUAAUGCUUAUGCAACAGCAUAGGACAAUCAGUAUUUAUUGCACAAUGUAUUCACCUAUGCAGAUAUGUUCAAAUUAACCACCUAAGUGUAUAAAAUAAUAGUUAAUAGCUAUGAAAUAAACUACUGUAUGUGCAUUUUUCUAUCAUGAAAGAAAACACUGUUUAUGCCAGUAAUUUUUAUGUUUAUGUAUGUUUCUAUGUUGUUCCUUUGAGCCAUAUAUAUAUAUUUUUUACUUCCUUUAAGCCUUUUCUUACAAAAGCCAUAUAAUUCAGGAACUGUAUUGAUUAAGUGCCUCUUUUUUGAUCAAUUAUCUUUAUUGACCAGUAUUUUAGUGUUUUAAUAUGUGAUGGGGUUGAGGUAUGACUUCAGGGGAAGACUGUUAACUGUUUAGUCUUACAAAUUAGCCUGCUGAUAUGAGAAGCAUCUAUUUUUUAAUUGUUAGACUUAUCUAAGUUUGAGUACUUUUUAUUUCUUGUGGUGCUUAUGAAUACAUGCUGCCAUGCAAAAAAGGCAAUACUGUCAUGUUGCACAAUAUGCUUAACAUAAUAAACAGUAAAUUCUUAACUGAAAUAUU
Messenger RNA from Xiphophorus hellerii (green swordtail), 1938 nucleotides. RefSeq names its product lipid transport auxiliary protein 1 (gene ltap1). NCBI's taxonomy places the organism in Eukaryota, Metazoa, Chordata, Actinopteri, Cyprinodontiformes, Poeciliidae. Gene Ontology annotation, biological process: phagocytosis. The record is from RefSeq and is a predicted model, not a curated record. The transcript has 8 exons. The coding region runs from base 420 to 1091 and encodes 223 amino acids.